Molecule: messenger RNA, 1128 nt
Organism: Maudiozyma saulgeensis
Lineage: Eukaryota; Fungi; Ascomycota; Saccharomycetes; Saccharomycetales; Saccharomycetaceae
Source: the annotation of a GenBank genome assembly
AUGAAGUAUAUGAAUAUUUCUUAUAUAUUAUUCAAUAUAUCAAUAUUAACAUUUAUUGUUAAUGCAUCCCCAGCUCAAUAUAAAUCAUAUAAAAAAAGAGGGUUACCUACUUUAGUAACAACCACAAGUACUACAAGCGUUGCAAGCACCACAAACAUUGCAAGCAGUAAUACAUUACUUACAUCAAACUCAACAAACUCAAAUGUUACAUCAUAUUCAAAUUCUACUCAAGUAAACAAUUCAAGUGCAAUUACAUCUAUCGUAAGAACCACUACAUCUAGUCUGAAUUAUGUUUCGAAUCCAGUAACUAUACCAAAUAAUAAUCAAAUGAAAAAUCCAAAUAUUAUAAUAAGAACCUCUACAGAUGGAACCGUCUUUAUAUCUUUUGCAAGUUGUCUAGGAUUAAUUAUUUUAGCUUUAUUUUUAACUUGGGGGAUAUUGGCAUUCAAAGCUUGGUAUAGUGCCCGUCAUGAAAAUCACUUGAAAACUAUGCAAGAUGGAUAUUUUACAGAUCCUUUUAGUAAUAGAAACGCUUCAUUAGGAAAUGGGAUUAAAAACAGUAGUAAUGGCAGUGGACUAGGAUAUUUUGGGUCUGAUUUAGCCACAUUAGUAUCUAGUGAAUCUGAAAGUUAUGAUGAAAACGAGAAGAAUAAUGAUUUUGGUGAAAAAGUCUUAAAGACGAAAAGUUCUAGAUUGAGUCUAUACUCUCUAGGUUCAAACUCUGCAUUGAAUAUAUUGAAUAAUUUUGAAAAUUCAGACUCUUCCACGAAAACAAAAGGUCCUGUAUUUAAGAAUACAUUGGCCAAUAAUUCUAGAUUAUCAAUGUUUAUAUCUCCUACAGAAAUUUUACAAAAUGAAACUCAUCAAUGGAAUAACAGUGCAAACGCUAGUCAUGAAAGUUUCUUUAGCUCAGACGCAAGUACACCAACAGCACAUGUCUCUGCAACAUCGGCAUCCCAAUUUAUAUCUAAUGAUUAUUCGGAGUUUAAUAGAGGUAAUGCUACGACGAUCGAUCCAAUAGCAGCCAAAAAUACAAAACAUUUUAGACCACCAAGUGUUCAUUUGGAUGAAUUAUUGAAUCUUCAAGAUGAAGAUAAAUCAUCUUUGAAUACAGAUACAGAAAUUUGA